AUGGACCAAACAAAAGCAACUCAUCGGGCUCUGCUAAAUCUUGAAGAUUAUCAUCAACGUGCAAAACAAAAACUAUCACAAAUGGCGUACGACUAUUAUUAUACUGGUUCUGAUGAUCAGCUCACGUUAACUGAUAAUCAAGAAGCAUUUCGUCGUAUCAAACUACGUCCGAAAGUACUGAUCGAUGUUUCAAAACAUGCAACGACAGAUUCGAUAAGUUGUAGAACACAAAUUUUGAAUUCAACAGCAACACUUCCAUUUCCAUGCAUCAUCGCUCCAACUGCUUUACAUCGUUUAGCACAUCAAGAACAUGGAGAAUUGGCGACUGUUCGAGCCGCUGUUGCUUGUUCGACCAUCAUGUGUGUGAGCACUAUUUCCUCAACGCGAAUGGAACUUAUUGCUGAUGAACAUCGACGUCAUAUCAGAGAACGUUAUCCUCAAAGUUCCUCGCAACUUUGGUAUCAACUCUAUGUAUUUCAAGACCGAGAAAUUACACAAAAGUUAAUUAAACGAGCAGAAACAUCUGGUUACAAAGCAUUAGUUCUUACUGUCGAUACCUGUAUAAUAGGUAAUCGAGAGUCCAGUGUGCAUAACAAAUUUUCUUUGCCUAAUGGUGUACGAGUAGAAAAUCUAGUUGACGAACGAGUCGAAUUAGCCGAAAAAUAUCAAGAAUUACCACGCGAUGCUUCUCUCUCAUGGAAAGAUUUGGACUGGAUACGAUCGAUUACUUCCUUACCGAUCAUUCUCAAAGGUAUUCUUCAUCCAGAUGAUGCCUGUCAAGCUGUGAAAUUUGGUAUCAAAGCGAUUAUCGUGUCGAAUCAUGGCGGACGACAACUUGAUACGAGUGUUAAUACAGUCGAUGCUCUAUCGGAUAUUAUCAAUGCUAUUGGUGAUCAGUCUCCUAUCGAAGUGUAUGUCGAUGGUGGUAUUCGACGAGGAACAGAUAUUUUGAAGGCAAUUGCAUUAGGAGCAAAAGCUGUGUUGAUUGGACGACCGAUUCUUUGGGGUUUGGCAGCCGAUGGAGAACAAGGCGUGAGAAAUGUGUUGAAUAUAUUGAAAAAAGAAUUUCGUUCCGCAAUGAUGUUAUGCGGUUGUCAAACAGUUGAUGAUAUUAGAAAAAACAAUCUAUUGAUGUUGAAUGAUAGACCUAUUCGAUCGAAAUUAUAA
This is a messenger RNA of Adineta ricciae, 1167 nucleotides long. The record is from the annotation of a GenBank genome assembly. Lineage: Eukaryota; Metazoa; Rotifera; Eurotatoria; Adinetida; Adinetidae.